Paramacrobiotus metropolitanus is the source of this 912-nucleotide messenger RNA. RefSeq lists its product as uncharacterized. The transcript has 2 exons. The record is from RefSeq and is a predicted model, not a curated record. The coding region runs from base 65 to 532 and encodes 155 amino acids. Lineage: Eukaryota; Metazoa; Tardigrada; Eutardigrada; Parachela; Macrobiotidae.
UUCGUGGUGCAUUUAUGACAUAACCUGACAUAUCAAUCCGUGCGUACUUCUCAAAUUAUCCCGUAUGAGCCUCCUAUUCACCAUUCUCUCCCACCUUCCUCUCCGGCUGUUAACCCGCAUCCCAUUCCGCGUCGCUAUCAAAGCCAUGCUGGACUAUUUCGUCAUGGGCAUGGCCAGUGCCCUGGUCAGCUUCCUCGGCGGCAUCCUGGCCACCAAUCCGCACUGGAGUGACUUCCUUACCGAUUUGUCUUUCAUCAUUCUCUACGUCAUCCUGGCCGUGUGCCUGACGCAGGUGCUGUGGAACUCAGUUCGCUGGUCCAGCAAGAACCCGGUGUCCAUGUGCAUGGCCGUAAUGACGGUGGGCGUGGCGGUGACCAUUAUGGGUUUAAUGCACAAGAACCAGCUCUUCACCGAAAUUGUGCAGCAUGUCCGGGUCAUGGCACCGCUGACCAAAGAGUAUCUGCUCAACUGGUUCCAGCCGGCCGCUAAAGUGGCACACGAUGCCGCGCAGUCUGCGCAUAUUAUCGCUUAGCGCAUCAUGUCGCAUCUUUGGUAGUGAUCAUUUUUGCGCUAAUGUUUUUGUUGUGUUUCAUCACUUACUUUCCUGUCGUGUUUAGUUGAAAGUAACAACGUUACUGGCAUGUAAAAUGUGAACGGUGUGUUGUAAUGGCCACACAACAUGGAGUUUCCUUGAUGUACAAAUAUCCGCAGAUGUUGCGAACAUUAGAAAUCGGCGUUAAUUAUCAUUUACGUCAAUCCAAUCAAUCGGUUUGGAGCCUGAGUUCUCUGAAUAGAAUAUGCAUAGACACUUUUUGUUGAAGCACGAUCAGUACUCGUAGUCAAAUUGCAGUAACUGGCAAGUACAGUGACAACAAAAUCAGCAAACGAAAUAAAAUGGUAAAAUGCUUAAAA